CAGAUGGAGAUGCUCCAGCUACACGGUCAUUUUUGGGGGAUGUUUGGUCAAUCAGCACAGUAAAAUCUGCAGGUUUCUCCAAAGCACCUACUGUAUUUUAUUGCGUGUGAACCUUAAACCCACAGAAGCCCUUCAAAGUGAGUGCCAAGAGUGAUCUGUGGACGUGAGCGCGCACUGACGCUGCGCGGGAGUUUGGACAGAGGAAACAGGGACACAGAAACGCUUUGCGCGGACCUUCCCUCCGUUUGGAGCCCACACAGACUGAUGCUUGCAGAAAAGUGACAUGAAAGCAGAAAUGAAGACGCAGAAGUGGUAGACGAGCUGCGACGCGCACACAGAUCCUGCAGGUUCGGCGCUGUGGUCUGGUAAGAAACCACCAAGCAAACAUGAAAUCCAGGAGUCAAGACCCGAGUUUGUCUGACUCCAGAGAACUGGACAGAUCUCACGACCCACUUACAGGUAAUCCACAGUCCAAACCCAAUAAAAAGAGCAUAAAGCAGCGGUUCCUGAAACUGCUCCCCUGCUGUCGCUCUGGCUCCAGCUCUUCAGUUAAUCAAAGAAGUAUAGCUGAUGAUGGAGAACUGUCAACAGUGUGUUACAGACCAGAGGGGCUUGACCGGCUUGUACAGCAGACCAAAUUCAGCAAAAAAGAGCUGCAGGUCCUCUACCGGGAAUUCAAAAACGAGUGUCCCAGCGGGGCCGUGAAUGAAGAGACUUUUAAAACCAUCUACUCCCAGUUCUUUCCUCAGGGAGAUUCAAGCACAUAUGCACAUUUCCUGUUUGAAGCCUUCGACACCCACAGCACCGGAGCAGUCAGCUUUGAGGACUUUGCCAUAAGUCUGUCCAUCAUCUUGAGAGGCUCCAUCACUGACAAACUCAACUGGGCCUUUAACCUGUACGAUCUCAACAAGGACGGCUGCAUCACCAGAGAGGAGAUGACAGACAUCAUGCACUCAAUCUAUGACAUGAUGGGGCAAUAUACCUACCCCAGCAUGAAGGCUAGUGCUCCCAAGGAUCACGUCGACAGCUUCUUCCAGAAAAUGGAUAAGAACAACGAUGGAGUAGUCACCAUCGAAGAGUUCUUGGAGACAUGCCAAAAGGGCUCCAGCCAGAGGGUAGGUGGUGUUUCAGGGCCUAAACAGAGUGGUGACCCUAGGAUACCUACCCCCAAACCAAUGUCAGCGAAUGGAUUAGGCAGGAAAUCUCACUCCAAAUGACUGGACUGGAUGUUAAGCGCACUGGAAGGUCAAGUCAUGGUGUUUUAAAAUUAUGAGUGAUGUUUCAAGCUGUGCAAACACAGCUCAGCAACACUAACCAGUGAUGAACUGAUGCCUCAAGAAAUCAGAAGGUAUGCACAACAGGCAGCUACAGUUUCUGCACCCUAACCCUUCACUCAUACAAAUGAUGAUCAGUAACUUAUAUCUCUACUGCAUGUACAGUCCACAUGAGCGAGAGAGAGAGACUGAGUGUGCAGACAACAAAUGGAACACUAUUGUAGAGUAUCACACACUUUACUCACAGAACAAGUUGAAAAUCAGUGAAUAAAUCUUAAAAUAAGAUAACUCCUUUGUGUCCCCGCUGUUCUUCUGGAGCUCACCACUCACCUCUGUUACAACACUGUAGAUUGUGUCUGCAUGAUGUGUCUGUUUUGACUGGCCACUGAAAUGUUUAAUUCAAAUGUUAAUAUAUUUUCUAUAUGGACCUGGUGACAAUGAUGAUGAAAUAUAAA
Messenger RNA from Monopterus albus (swamp eel), 1729 nucleotides. Its product is annotated as Kv channel-interacting protein 2-like. Lineage: Eukaryota; Metazoa; Chordata; Actinopteri; Synbranchiformes; Synbranchidae. The transcript has 9 exons. Gene Ontology annotation, cellular component: voltage-gated potassium channel complex. Gene Ontology annotation, biological process: regulation of potassium ion transmembrane transport. The coding region runs from base 387 to 1217 and encodes 276 amino acids. Gene Ontology annotation, molecular function: calcium ion binding; potassium channel regulator activity. The record is from RefSeq and is a predicted model, not a curated record.